GAUACGGUAUCGAUCACGGAGGUAGAAGGGGGAGACAUGUCUAAGAGACUUUCACAAUUCACAUAGAGUGAGGCAGCUAUUAACAGUGUGUGAUAGAGAGGCUUGCGACUUUGAUAAAGAAUGUAACACCCGUGGGAACUGGGACUGAUAGAGGACUGAGACGCUUAUACAUAUACAGAGAAAAAGCUGUGAGAGAGAAGACUGACACUGAAACAGCUUGUGCCGAGGCAUCCUGCACACACCGAUCAAUGAGUCACCUGGACUCCAGGACCAGCUUUGAUGCUGGGGAUUUGGAUGAUGGCUGCUGUGGUGCUACGGCCACUGCUUGCUGUGCCAACGCAAAGGAAGACAGCAUCAACACCCCAGUAAGCACUCCGAGUGGGAACCCAGCCAGCUUGGUAGAAGAGGAGACUCAAGGCUAUGAUGUGGAGUUUGAUCCCCCUUUAGAAAGCAAGUAUGAGUGUCCUAUCUGCCUUAUGGCUCUGAGGGAAGCUGUGCAGACACCAUGUGGCCAUCGGUUCUGUAAAGGCUGCAUAAUCAAGUCCAUCCGGGAUGCAUGCCCCAAGUGUCCAGUAGACAAUGAGAUUCUUCAGGAAAAACAGCUGUUCCCAGAUAAUUUUGCCAAGCGAGAAAUUCUGUCUCUAACUGUGAAAUGUCCGACAGGCUGCUAUGCCAAGAUGGAGCUGAGGCGCCUGGAGGCUCACCUAGCAUCGUGUGAGUUUGCCAGCCUGGUAUGCAAACAGUGCCAAGGAUAUUUCCAAAAGAAUCAGUUAGAUGAGCACAUGAAAAUGGACUGUCCAAAGCGUGAAAUCCUCUGCGAGAACUGUGCAUUACCUAUGCCCUUUGAGCAGAAACAAGAGCAUGAGGAAAGCUGCCCUUUGGCCUAUGUGAUGUGCGAAUAUUGUCAGAUGAAUCUUAUCCGACAGCAGAUUGCUGAUCACUAUAAUGUUGAUUGCGUCAUGGCUCCGAUUUCUUGCACCUACAACACAUUUGGAUGUACAGAAAAGAUGCAGAGGAAUGAUCUGGCACGCCACCUGCAGGAGUUCACUCAGGCUCACAUGCAAAUGAUGGCAGUAACUCUGUUCGGUGUUAGCAACAGUUUAACCCCAACAACUGACCUGAAUAGCAUCUUCCCCUAUAGUGGCAGAUUUGAGUCCAGACCUCCAUCAGUCACCCCAACCCACCUCUCCACCAUACCUUCUCAUCAUGACUGCAGCCAAGAGUAUCAGAAUCUCAGGGAAACCAUUGAUCAGCUGGAAACACGUUUGGUGAGGCAGGACCACCAGAUCCGUGAGCUAAUUGCCAAAAUGGAGACUCAGAGUUCCUCUGUGGCAGAGCUAAAAAGUACCAUAAGGAACUUAGAGGACAAAAUAGUAGAGAUGGAGGCACAUCAGAGUAAUGGUGUAUUUUUGUGGAGAAUCAAAAAUUUUAGCACACUACUGAAAAACCAAGAGGAGGAUAAGCCAGUGGUUAUUCACAGCCUGGGCUUCUACACUGGGAGACCUGGCUAUAAACUUUGCCUGCGACUCCAUAUCCAGCUACCAAGUGCCCAGCGCUGCGCCAACUACAUUUCUCUCUUCAUACACACCAUGCAGGGGGAUUAUGAUAACCUCCUUCCAUGGCCUUUUCAGGGGACCAUUCGUCUUUCUAUUCUAGAUCAGUCAGAUAGUCCUGCCAAGGUGGACCAAGAAGAGGUGAUGGAGACCAAACCAGACCUGCUGGCUUUCCAGCGGCCAACCAUGCAGCGAAACCCCAAAGGCUUUGGUUAUGUCACCUUCAUGCCCCUUCAGAACCUUAAACAGCGACAAUAUGUUAAAAAUGAUACUUUACUUGUGCGUUGUGUUGUGUCCACUCACCUAGAUCUGAAUAGCCCACGUAGGGAGGGUUUCCAGCCAAGAAGCACAGACUGCAGCAUGCAACCUCCUGUUUGAAGUGUGGAGACCUUGAAUUGUAUACUUGGUGAAAGCAGUUGUGUAAGUGCAGCGAGGAAUAAUGCUAAAAUGCAGUGACUUGUUCACAUAAUUUUGCCUCUUAACAUCAGUUGUACGGUCACAACAGUUUAGUGUGAGCAGAUUCAAACUAUUCCACUGACAUAAAUCAAAUAUUUGUUCUCUUUGUGGGGCACAUGUAAUUUAGUCUUCUUAUGUGUUAUACAUACCAUUGAAAUUCAGUUUUCUGAAGUCAGUGGAGAGGAUAAUGUAAUUUAUUCUGUUUGUGAAAAGAUACAGGACAGUGUAUCUAAACUUGGCUAACAGCACUUUAGCACACUCAGUAUAUGGGCAGAGUGUAUGUGAAUAUAUAAGGUGAGUUAUACCCCUUAUACACUCAUUAGGAGAAGCAGGACACAACCCUAAGUAUAUCUGCAGCACAUGAUUCACUACAAAGAAUUGUCAUACAAAAGCUAAUCUUUUACUUCUGGUGUCUGUAACAUAACAGUUUAUGUCAGUACUGGGGGCACAUAAGAUGUUACCAGAAAACCUGAUUCAUCAUGUAGAGUGUGGAUGACUAUUGAAAGCCACCUGGAAAGGCGUAUGAAUAUUCUGCAUUGUGUAAUUAAACAAACCAUUUUUACAAUAUUAGAUUAUAUUUUUCCUUAAUAUCAUGUUGUGAAUGUAGUAAUUGGGCUUAUAAAGUUAAAGCUGUAAGCAAAGCUAUGAGGUCUCUUAAGAACCUGGAGUUUACUAUAUAUCCACUUUCUGUGUUUUAAUGGGAUGUGCAGAACUAAUAGGUCAGGUGUAUUUGAUGUACACAGUCACAAAUGUGCCUCUUAUGUUCAGAACCAAAGGGAAUAUUUAUAUAUAUAUAUAUAUAUAUAUUUUUUUUUUGUUUUUAAGAGGGAUUUGUUUUCAUUGCAUUUUUUUCAUGCAUAAAAAAUAUAUAAAACUA
Molecule: messenger RNA, 2886 nt
Organism: Bombina bombina (fire-bellied toad)
Lineage: Eukaryota; Metazoa; Chordata; Amphibia; Anura; Bombinatoridae
Gene: TRAF6
Product: TNF receptor associated factor 6
Biological process (GO): protein K63-linked ubiquitination; regulation of canonical NF-kappaB signal transduction; regulation of apoptotic process
Cellular component (GO): plasma membrane signaling receptor complex
Molecular function (GO): ubiquitin protein ligase activity; tumor necrosis factor receptor binding; zinc ion binding
Source: RefSeq, a predicted model, not a curated record